This is a messenger RNA of Trichomonas vaginalis G3, 876 nucleotides long. RefSeq lists its product as uncharacterized. The record is from RefSeq and is a predicted model, not a curated record. The coding region runs from base 1 to 876 and encodes 291 amino acids. NCBI's taxonomy places the organism in Eukaryota, Parabasalia, Trichomonadida, Trichomonadidae. The transcript has a single exon.
AUGAAGAAAGGUCAGCAGCUUGGAGAACUGGAUGCCAUGUCGCGUUCAAGGACUAAGCGUGUAGCUUUAACUAAAAAAAUCAGAUCAGACUAUCUAGAUGAAAUUAGAGACAUUGUUCAUCAGACUGAUUUUUUAUUAAAACAUACUAAUGCACCACCAAGAAGAUUACCAGGUUGGCUGUCAUCACCAAAACCAAUUGAAAAGAUUGUUGUUAAGAUCCCCGAAGAUCCGGAAGAAAAAUACAGGUUUCUGAACACUCCACCCAAAUCCCUUACUCCGAAGCGGCCACUUAAAAAGGUCCACCUAACAAAACGCUUUAAUGGCGGCGUUGACGAUUACGUUUAUACAUCAAAAGUCAAACUAUCCAAACUUGAAGAUGAAUAUCCACAGAAAGAUGAGCAAUUAACCCCUCAAAAGGACGAAUUCGAUGAAGAAGAAAUGAUUCUUAGCCCAGCAUCAGAAAAUUCUGAAACAGAAAAAAUUGUAAUGGAGAAUGCUGAAGAAGAAAAAGCUAAUAAGAUAGAGGAAUUGAUUACUGAGAAAAUGAAUGAUACAAUGGAUGAGCUUAUAGAGAUUUUCGAUGAGCCAAAGCCGGCAAGAUCAGAAUCAUUCGAAAAUUCUCCUUUAGCAUUGAACCACCAAAAGGAAAAUUCUCCAGAAGAGGAAGAGAAAAUAGAAAAACCAACAAAUCAAGAUAACAAAUUCAAUACCCCAACAAAAUCUGACGAAAUCCACGAAGAAGAGGAAGAAAUCAUACUACCAGGAAGUCCUGAUGCAUUAAAUAAAGAUAUCUUUGCUCAGGAAAGCAGUGAUGCCGAUUCAGAUAUUAAUUUCGAAGUUGAUGCACUUAUAGAGAAAUAUAAGAAUAUGAAUUAA